Messenger RNA from Harmonia axyridis, 689 nucleotides. RefSeq lists its product as uncharacterized. The coding region runs from base 73 to 642 and encodes 189 amino acids. The transcript is spliced from 4 exons. Lineage: Eukaryota; Metazoa; Arthropoda; Insecta; Coleoptera; Coccinellidae. The record is from RefSeq and is a predicted model, not a curated record.
UAUUGUGUAAUUGAGGUUCGAUUCGAAUUAUUUCAAAUAAUUUUCGAGAUAACGAAUAUUGUUGUUCACAAUAUGAACGUGAAAAAUUUUCUCACAUUCAGUUUUGUUUUCAUGAUUAUUUUCUUGGUCACUGAUGGUUUUCAUCAUAGACAUUUUCACACAUUGUCUUCCACAAACUGCCCAGACGAAACAAAACCUCUUGUGGUGACCAUCAAGAGCUUCCACACAAAAAUUUUCAAUUUUGGGCAAAAAGUAAUCACCGAAAUUGUUUAUGAAGUUGAAGAACCACUUAAUGAUUUGAAGAUGACGGCACAAAUUUCAAGAUGUAACUAUACGAAAAGUUCAAUUUGCGAGUUAUAUCUAGAAAAGGCUACAAUUACUGAUAUCUGCGAAAUAAUUGAAAUGGAAGAUACAGCAUGGACAGCGUAUCUGCAAACUUUUAAUCCGCCGAUAUCAAAAUGCCCCAUCGAACCGGGCAAUUUUACUUCAAGAUAUGCUUCAGAAAAGACUGAUAUGAUAGAUUUAUCUGCGUGGUUUUCCGAUGGAUUGUGGCAAAUUCAGAAUAUAUUAUAUAGUGGAGACCAAAAAGUUGGCUGCUUCAUUACUGAGAUUGAAAUCUAUACACCAGAACAAGAACAUUGACUGAACAUAUCAUCACCUCUUCCUGAAUUCAACUAGCAAUAAAUCCA